Molecule: messenger RNA, 304 nt
Organism: Staurois parvus
Lineage: Eukaryota; Metazoa; Chordata; Amphibia; Anura; Ranidae
Source: the annotation of a GenBank genome assembly
GUGAGCUGUGAUUGGUCACAGCUUGUCACAUGGUGCAAGGCUGUUGUGAAUAGCCUUGUACUAUGUGAUCUCUGUGAUCAUUCACAGAUUUCACAUGUAGUAAGCAAUGAUGUCAGAAGUGACAUCUUGCUUACUACUCUUCAUGUGAUCACUGAUUGGCCAAUCAGUGAUAACAUGAUCGGGACAUCACACAGAGGUCCCGUACAACGAUCAGUGUUCCACUCGCGCUCCCUGGGAGCGAGCACCGGCCGUUGUAUAUAAACGGCCAGACGGUGGCAGUGCAGGGUCGGGUGGCCGUUUAUAA